Staurois parvus is the source of this 235-nucleotide messenger RNA. The record is from the annotation of a GenBank genome assembly. NCBI's taxonomy places the organism in Eukaryota, Metazoa, Chordata, Amphibia, Anura, Ranidae.
UGUACCGUGUCCGAAGUCUCUGGUCAUCUCCUGUACUGUGUCCGCAGUCUCUGGUCAUCUCCUGUACUGUGUCUGCAGUCUCUGGUCAUCUCCUGUACUGUGUCCGCAGUCUCUGGUCAUCUCCUGUACUGUGUCCGCAGUCUCUGGUCAUCUCCUGUACUAUGUCCGCAGUCUCUGAUCAUCUCCUGUACUAUGUCCACAGUCUCUGAUCAUCUCCUGUAGGUGCGUCUUAUGG